This is a messenger RNA of Gigantopelta aegis, 2353 nucleotides long. RefSeq names its product SET and MYND domain-containing protein 4-like. The record is from RefSeq and is a predicted model, not a curated record. The transcript has 17 exons. NCBI's taxonomy places the organism in Eukaryota, Metazoa, Mollusca, Gastropoda, Neomphalida, Peltospiridae. Bases 7 to 2343 code for a protein of 778 amino acids. Gene Ontology annotation, molecular function: protein binding.
UCAGCCAUGGAUUCGUCUUUUGGAAAUUGGCAACUUGCACUCGAAACUUUGCUGCAUAAAGCUAAAACUGAGAAUGAUUUAAUUAUAUUUAAGAACAUAAAUAACAAUUACGAUCGCGUUAAUUUUAUUCUUGAACGAAAUUAUCUAAAUUUGGUCCCAUGGCUGUCGGUGUACUUUGCUAAUUGUGAAAAAAUGAACAGGAAAUCAAGAGAGAAGUCAGUUUAUUAUCGCAAUGCAGGGAAUAAACUAUUCCAAAGCAUGCAGUAUGCUGCUGCUGUUGAGGCUUAUAACAAGAGCAUCCUGUUUGCCCCUGUGUCAAGUUCAGAGCUAGGUCUUGCUCUUGGAAACAGGUCAGCAGCUCUGUUUCACCUUGAAAAGAUUCAGGAUUGCCUUGCUGACAUAAAUUUGGCUCUUGAAUGCCAAUACCCAGCAGAGUCCUGCUACAAACUCCAUCUGAGGAAAGCCCAGUGUCUGGCUGCUCGCAGUCAUAUAGAUGAUGCAUUGUGUGAGUUAACUACAGCCGAAGAAAAGCUGCAGAUGAACAUAAACCAUCUUAAGAAGAAGUCAUUAGAUCUUGCCAGACAAAACAUUAGGGAACUGAGAAAGAAGUUGUUGGAUAGCAGCACUACCUUGGAGGUGAAAUGUGAUGAUCGAGAAGCUACGUGUUGUAUCCCAGAUCUCUCGUACGGAGCGAGCCACAAGAUUCCUCACGCAUCAAGUGCUAUUAAGAUCAUGUACAACAACAAAGAAGGACGAUAUCUUGUGGCGACACAAGACAUUACGCCCGGUGACUGCCUGAUAGUUGAAAAACCGUUCUCAGCGGUACUGCUGCCUGACCACUACCAGACACAUUGUAAUCACUGUGUUGCCGUUCUGACCUCGCCUCCAUUCCCUUGUAGAGAGUGUUGCCGGGUACAGUAUUGUUCAGAGACAUGUCGAAAACUGGCCUGGACCGUGUAUCACCACAUUGAAUGUAAAUACAUAGACCUGCUUCAUUCAAUCGGGAUUGCUCAUCUAAGUUUAAGGACAGUUCUUGUUGCUGGCUCCAAGUAUUUGAAAGAAUUUCUAACUGCCAGAGAAGACUCAUUAAGGAAGUGGGAGACAGGGUGUGGUUGUGGGCUGUCUGAGGUUUAUGAGCAGGAUUACUCAGCGGUUUUCAACUUGGUUUCUCACUCGGAAGAGUUGCAUGUUGAUGACUUGUUUCAGUAUGCUUUGACUGCAUCAUUGCUUUUAAAAGUGUUGAUUCAAACUGGAUGGGCAACUGUUUCAGAGACUGAUGAUUCAGACACUGAACCCAUAAAGUCCUCUUCAGAUGAUCGUGAAUACUCCCCUGUAUCUGACAGUUUACCGACUGACUGUCUCCUCUCACCGACAUGCCCUGUUAAUAAAGAUAUUGUCUUGCUGGGCUCAGCGUUACUGCUUCACAUUGAGCAGCUGGUGUGUAACGCCCACGCCAUCACAGAGCUGCAGGUGUCCCAGGUGUGUGACGACGACAUUGUCGACACCAAGAGUCAGGUGCGGAUUGCCACGGCCAUCUACCCGACUGCCAGUCUCAUGAACCACGCAUGUGAUCCAACCAUUAUCUCUAGUUUUCAUAAAGAUGUUCUUGUGAUUCGAGCAGUAAAACCUGUUGUUGCUGGUGAAGAAAUAUUCAACUGUUAUGGUCCACAUAUGAGGAGAAUGAAGUAUUCAGAAAGACAGCAAUGUUUGAGAGAUCAAUACUUCUUUGAAUGCAUAUGUCCAGCAUGCAUUCAGCAGAAGGAUCAAGAUAGGCAGUUUGAGGCGUUCAAGUGUGGAAGUUGUGAUGGAAUGGUUAUAAAGUCUGUUGAGGGAUUCCAGUGCUCUGACUGUCAUCGGGAGCUGGACGUCACAAACCACAGUCAGCAGUUGGAAACUGCAUCACGACUCUUUACAGAGGCAUUGUCACUGCUGGAGCAAUCUCAGAUACGAGGAGCAGUGAAACAGUUUAAAGACUGUCAGGACAUUCGUCAAAGAAUUUUGUACAGGCACCACAAACAGUUGGCCGAGGUGGAGGAUUGUUUAGCCAGGUGUUAUGCCAUGAUAGGUGAGUUUGACAAUGCAUGUCAGCACUUGAACAGGAGUGUGGCCACCACCAGAUUGAUCCACGGUGAAAACAGCAUAGAACUGGCGUACGAGCUCCAGAAACUGGCAGAAAUCUUGUUCAAUGCAAGGAAAGUUGCUCUCUGUUUGGAGACAAUUGAUAAAGCUUUGAAGAUUUUUCGUCUUCACUUUGGAGAUUCUCAUUCCACAGUGGAUGAUCUUACUGAGAUGAAAGAAUGCUUAGACAAGUAUUCACUUGCUGCAUGCAACAAUAAAAACUAAUGCGUAUGAA